AUGCCUACCACUGAAUCUCUCGUCGAAUUGGCCAAGGGCCGCCACUCCAUCUACAAGCUGGGCAAGGAGAGCCCCGUCCCGGACUCCAAGAUCGAGGAGCUCGUCAACCAGGCUAUCCUGAGCGUUCCCAGUGCCUUCAACACCCAGUCGACCCGAUUGGUGGUUCUGCUGCACAAGGAGCACGAGAAGCUCUGGGAUAUCGCUGCCGACUCGUUCAAGCCGCUGAUUGAGAGCGGCACCCUGCCCGAGGAGACCUUCAAGAACCAGACUCAGCCUAAGCUUCAGGGGUUCAGGAAUGCGGUUGGAACGAUCCUCUUCUACGAAGACCCAGCCCACGUCAAGCCCUUCCAGGAGAAGUUCCCCACAUACAAGGACCAGUUCGUGCCUUGGACCGAGCACACCAAUGCCAUGCACCAGUACUUCCUGUGGAUCGGUCUCGAGUCGCUCGGCUUCGGCGCCAACCUGCAGCACUACAACCCGCUCAUCGAUUCCGCCGUCGCCAAGGAGUGGGAUGUCCCCACCGACUGGAGACUCAUUGCGCAGUUGGUGUUCGGUAAGCCCGAGGCGGGGGCUCAGGAGAAGCCCAAGAAGCCCGUCGAGGAGCGCGUGAAGAUCUAUGGGAGAUUGUAGAUGCUGGCGGUGUUGGUAGGAUGGGAUGGAAUGCGAUGGGAUGUUCUUCAGCGAUAGCUAGAAUAGACGGACAGACGUGUCCUUAAUUAGCGCAAUGAUGAAUUAGAGGUUUUCUUUUGU
Messenger RNA from Aspergillus heteromorphus CBS 117.55, 750 nucleotides. RefSeq names its product Nitroreductase. The transcript has 3 exons. NCBI's taxonomy places the organism in Eukaryota, Fungi, Ascomycota, Eurotiomycetes, Eurotiales, Aspergillaceae. Gene Ontology annotation, biological process: cellular response to oxidative stress. Bases 1 to 630 code for a protein of 209 amino acids. The record is from RefSeq and is a predicted model, not a curated record.